AUGACAAUUUCCCAGAGCAUUUGGAACUCGCUAGUAACUUGGGAGAGAGAGAGAGAGAAAGACAGAGAAGAGAGAGAAACUUGCAAAGAAGAGAAGGAGAAAUGAAAGUGGCCCCAAUUACAGUCUUCCUCUUCAGAGACUCGGAGGGCUUCGGUACAGCCAUUUCAGAGGCCUUCCAUCUAAACCCCAAUAACCCAUCUUCUCUUCGCUCACUAGAGGAACCCUUUGAGCUGUCAUUGGAGCGCUAUGGAAUCAAAGAUAGAGUUUCUGGAAACAUCCUUCACUUUGUUGAUCAUCAGGGUCUCCAUCAGGUGUCAUUUUUGCUUAUACAACAUUAUGAACCUCCAAUUCUGGCAUGUGCUGUUGCUGAAGUUCUAGAGCAAAUAACCAGAGAAAAAUCAUCGCCAUUGCCAACAAUCAUAGCCCCAUUUAUCGUGCCAUCGUCAAAGCUUAAACAGAAUGGUAAAACAUUGACGAAAAGUGAGAACAAGAUUCCAGUUUAUGGUUUACAGGUUGGCCCGGUAACUGACACGACCAAGGCCCUGGCUGCCAGAGUUGAGGAGCCAUCAUGCUCGUUUCAGGUUCAUCAUGAACCUUUAGCCUGUUUGCUUCAGUUGGCCCGCAUCUCGAACUUGCCAACUUUUCUUCUUAUCUGGGAAAAAGGUCGACGCUUUUCUGAUAAAAAUGCAGAAGAAUUAGAGAUAAUUAGUGAAAUAGGAGAAAUUUUGUCAAGCACUCUCAACCUUUGCUUUUCAAAAGAAGGAAUCGAGUGGAAUCCCAAAGGUACAUCAAAGAAUAUUGUGGAGCCAUGGCGCGCCCUAUAUGGUUGAAUGCAACAAUUCUGUAGCAUAGAAAUGUUGCUCGUAACGGUGUAAUGCGUCAGAUUAACAGAAUUUGGAGCCAAUAUUUCUUCUUUAUUAUUUGCAAUGCUUUAAGUUUUCCUCUGUUGUAAUUUCUGUUGUAAACCUGCAAUAGAGAUAGUGCUAUAACUGUUUUAUUGGCAUUUCUUUAUUGCAUUCAGGUGAGAGGAGAUUUGUUACCAAGGACUCGGAGAUGAGUAAAUGGGAUUCUAUUAUAAUAUAUUUUCCUUUUUCACACUAUUAGAAAACAGUUUAU
This is a messenger RNA of Morus notabilis, 1116 nucleotides long. RefSeq lists its product as uncharacterized. Bases 102 to 830 code for a protein of 242 amino acids. The transcript has 4 exons. NCBI's taxonomy places the organism in Eukaryota, Viridiplantae, Streptophyta, Magnoliopsida, Rosales, Moraceae. The record is from RefSeq and is a predicted model, not a curated record.